Molecule: messenger RNA, 2875 nt
Organism: Selaginella moellendorffii
Lineage: Eukaryota; Viridiplantae; Streptophyta; Lycopodiopsida; Selaginellales; Selaginellaceae
Exons: 7
Coding region: 21-1385 (454 amino acids)
Source: RefSeq, a predicted model, not a curated record
GAUCCAAGAUUUCCUCUCCGAUGGCGCAGGCCGACGGCAAUCUUGCCGCUCCGCUCGUUCUCUGCGAUGAGGUAAGCCAGGAAUCACCCGGGGAUCGAAGCUCCGAGGCGAAUCGGUCGUCUUCUCCCGGUGAUUAUCGGCAGAGGUUCCCCAAUUCCGAUGAGGAGAUACAGCAAUUCAAGGCGAGCUUGUUCUGGCUGGGACUGGAUCAAUCCACGGCGCCGCGGAUGAUCUGCUCCUGGGUUCUCUUCUUCCUCAUGACACUGCUCGUGCCGCUGCUCAAUGCGCUUCUGGUGGAUUGCCGCCACUGUGACGAAGACCACAAGCAUCCGUAUCAGGGAAUAGUGGAGAUUUCGGAAUCAGCGCUCGCGAUGGUCUCGUUCCUUUGCGUGUCUCACAUCUUCUCGGUUUAUGGGCUUCACAAGCUUCUUCUCUUCGACUAUAUCGCGAGAGACUCCACCGAAGUACAAGUGGGCUACAAAAAAGAGCUCCAUAGCGCCUUUCGUGUUCUAGCAAUGAUCCUCUUCCCGAGUUUUCUAGUGGCACUCGUCCACAAACUUUGGUGGUUUUAUUACGUGUCGGUGAACCUUCCACGGGUCUCCGAGAGCUCGCUGAUAAAUGCGGUAAUGUGCGUAUCAGUGAUGGCAGCAUGGCUCUACAAGACAACGAUCUUUCUUUUCGUCUGCGUCCUGUUCCGGUUACUAUGCUCGCUCCAGAUCCUUCGCCUCCAGAGCUACAACAAGCUUCUUGAGGAGACGCCGGAUGUCUCCGUUAUUCUUUCGGAACACAUGAGAAUUCGAGACCAGCUCCUUAUAAUCAGCCAUCGGUUCCGGGUUUUCAUGGUAUCCUCUUUACUGACCAUCACUUUCAGCCAAUUCGUUUCGCUAUUUAUGCUCACCACCUCUCGCGGUUCUGUUAAUUUCUUCAGAGCUGGCGACUUAGCGGUUUGCUCAGCAGUACAGCUUACUGGAUUUGUUGUCUGCCUGAAUGGAGCCGCAAGGAUAACUCACAGAGCUCAGAGGAUAGUUGCUAUAGUCAGUCAGUGGCACGCAGUAGCAACUUGCGGAACGUACGCAGUGGCCAUGCCUUCGUGCGACGCGGACAAGGCCACCGAGCCAGUUGCGAGUGCAGUGGUCGGGCCUGCGCAUCCCUUUCUCGCGCGCCUGGAGGCAACGAUAGAUAUAUGUUCUACGCCCAAGGAACCAUCAAAGUAUGAUAUUGACUCGUUCCAGAAGCGUCAGGCACUAGUAACGUACCUCCAACAUUGCAAUGCGGGAAUCUCUCUUUAUGGAUUCGUUCUGGAUCGAGGAUUCCUGUAUGCGAUAUUUGGAUUCGAGCUGUCACUCGUACUGUUCAUACUAGGCAACACGAUGGGGUUCCACUAAAGCGACCCAUGUACAGUCGUAUAUACCAUAAUCUUCCUGACAAAAGCUCAGGAGGUACGCAGAGAGAGUGAAUACUUCACAGUUUUAUUGACUUUGGUACAGGAUUCGUCUAGAAGCUGUAGUUCUCGAAACGCAAGUAGCAAUCAUCAGUGCAGAGGCGAGCACCCACAGCCUGAGGAACGGCGUUUUUUAUGGUGUUUCUGGCCUCAACGAGACAGUUACCGCAGUUGCCAUAGCACUCUGCACGACCGUAAGCGAUGUAUGGAGCGUCUCCAACGCUGGUGUAGAUGAAAGAGUCGCUGCGCGUGUCUUUGAGGAUGUCGAGGAGGCGAUUUUGAUUGGUGGCGUAUGGGGUGGAGAAGUCGAUCUCUCCGCUGUAGUAGACAACGUUCCUGUCCUCGGUGCAGUGACUCAGCUCUUGGCCUGCAACCAUGGAAACCAGCAGAGCAAGAGCCAACAGACAAGCCAGCGAUGUCGAAGAAGCCAUCGAGAACAAGAGAUGAGCUAAGGACCAACUUGGAUGAAACAAUAUCCUUCAAUGGUUUCGGCAGGGCCUUGAGGCCCCUAUUUGUACUCGAGGAACUUCUUGCGUGGUGGCUGAUUCGCUUACGGCACAACUUUGGAGAAGAUUUCUUAGGCACGCGCUGGCGUAGAUGACGUUGGGAGGAGAUCAACAGUGUCUCCUUGACCAGGUUGGUUUGAAGACCGGAUCUAAUUUUGCUAUUAUUUGGAGUUGAAUCACGAGGUUGUUCUAUACUUUCAUUGAAUGUUGGGAUUAACUUCUUACAUUGCAGGCUUUCGUUUAGAAACUGGAAACAAGAUGCAGCGUCGGACUUCUAUCACGUCCCAGUCAGUGGAAGCUGAACAAUACACAGGCAUGUCCGACGAUCAUAUCCUACCCAUGCGAGCUCUCGAGGCUUGCGACUAGUUGAAAAAGCUGUAAUUCUCGAUGCGCAAGUAGCAGGCAUCAGUGCAGAGGCUAGCACCCACGGCCCGUGGAGAUGUGUUCUUGAUGGUGUUCCUGGCCUCAACGAGACAAUUACCGCAGUCGCCAUAGCACUCGGCAAAACCGUAAGCAACGUAUGGAGCGUCUCCAACGCUGGUGUAGUUGGAAGAGUCGCUGCCCGUGUCUUUGAGGAUGUCGAGGAGACGAUUCUGAUUGGUGGCGUAUGGGGUGGAGAAGUCGAUCUCCUCGCUCGAGAAGACACCGUCCCUCUCCUCCCUGCAGUGGCUCAGCUGCUGGGUGGCAGCCAUGGAAACCAGAGACGCAACAGCGAGCACACAGGCCAACGAAGUUGAAGAAGACAUCCUGGGAGCUGAGAUGAAAAAAAGCUUCAAACUGGAAUCGAAGAAAAUGGAGGAGACUUCUUGCAUGGUAUGCGGUAAGCUUCGCGUGACUGUGAGGAACUAAAGAAUCUCAAAAUGGUUUGCUGGUGAUGUUAUAUUUUCACUCUCAAUAGAAAUAGGAGCAAUAGUUUGAAGAUUUGCAA